Plutella xylostella (diamondback moth) is the source of this 1496-nucleotide messenger RNA. It is a transcript of the gene slmo, whose product is annotated as PRELI domain containing slowmo. NCBI's taxonomy places the organism in Eukaryota, Metazoa, Arthropoda, Insecta, Lepidoptera, Plutellidae. Gene Ontology annotation, cellular component: mitochondrial intermembrane space. The record is from RefSeq and is a predicted model, not a curated record.
GUAAAUGUCAAAUUCCUCAAGGUCUGUCUUUUAUUUUCGCAAACUCGUAUAGAGCUAUGCGAAUACGAAUUAAAAACACAAUUACUGGGAAUCUAAUGAAAUAAAAGCAGUAAUUGUGAUAAAUUUAAAUAAAUAUAAUAAUUUAUCAUGAAGAUUUGGACAUCAGAACACACCUUCAACCAUCCGUGGGAAACUGUAGCGCAAGCAGCAUGGCGCAAGUAUCCCAAUCCUAUGAACCCGGCCGUCAUAGGAACUGAUGUAGUAGAAAGGACCGUGGUGAAUGGAGUACUAGUCACACACAGGCUGGUCAGCUCUAAAUGGUUUUUCCCAAAAUGGGCUCAAGCACUCAUUGGAUCAGCAAAAAUAUGCUACGCCACAGAAAAGUCAGAAGUGAACCCAAACCAAAGGCAGAUGACAUUGCAAACGAGAAAUUUAACAUUCUGCCAUUACAUUGCUGUAGAUGAAACUGUCAGAUACACUCCACACCCCAAAGACCCGGCCAAAACUCUUCUCACUCAAGAAGCUGUUGUUACAGUACAGGGUGUACCACUCAGCAGUUACAUGGAAGACUUACUGGCAAAUAAAAUAUCUUUGAAUGCUGGUAAAGGAAGACAGGCCAUAGAAUGGGUCAUAGGAAAAUUCGAUAGUGAAAUCAAAGAACUUGCUAAUUCCGCUUGCAAAAGCACAGAUGAGCUUCUAACGCAUACAAAGAAGUCAUUAGACGACAUUACCACCACGGCCAGAAGAUCCAUGGACGAUAUAUCCUCAAAAGCAAAGCGAUCCCUUGAUGACAUAGAAAAGUUUGCCAAGGCAAAUGCCAAUCAACGGAGCUGAAAGGAGGACUGAUGACCUAGUACAAUGGACAAUGUGCAAUUUAAUAGAUGCACCAUGUUGGCUUUAUUCUAUAAUAAUUUAAAGACCAUUAAAUUCUCAUUUUCUUGGGGGUGGUCUAGAAAAUUCAUAUAACAAUAACUUGAUGAAUACAGUCAAUAGACAAGAAAGCUAAUUUGUGGAUUAUUGUGAAAACAGUGAAGUGUUUGUGAUCUUAUGUUAAAGUUAUUAUUAUUGACUAUACAGUCUUUAGCCACCUCUCAAGGCAUCACAUUUUUGUAGAUCAUUAAAUCAUAAUAAUAAUUGUCAUUGAAUGUAAAUAUUUGUUGUGUACUACAGCUUUGAGAUUAUUAACACCUGACCACACACAUGAGUUACGUGAUAAAGGUAUUAUUUCAAGCACAAAACACUGGUUUGAGCUUGGAAACUCUCCUUUGUGUUCUGUGGCUAUGAAAAUGGAGCCAAGAUAGAUUUGGCCCUCCAUGAAACAUUGCUGUAGAACACAACAAUUAGCUUGAUGUAACUGCUGAUGUUGUAGAUAUCAUUCACUAGAAAUUCUAUUUAUUUUUAUGUUGUGUUAUGGAUAGGAAUUUAACCAUUGUGUAAUAUAAAAUAAUAAAUGUUAUUGCAGGAAUUGUCUAUAAUAAUAAAAUAAUAUGGCUGGA